Messenger RNA from Ophidiomyces ophidiicola, 4347 nucleotides. RefSeq lists its product as uncharacterized. The transcript has 2 exons. Bases 1 to 4347 code for a protein of 1448 amino acids. The record is from RefSeq and is a predicted model, not a curated record. Lineage: Eukaryota; Fungi; Ascomycota; Eurotiomycetes; Onygenales; Onygenaceae.
AUGCCUGGGGCGUUAAAGCAGUCUGUUAAAAUUACGAUCCAUCGUCCUGCCUCGACUCCUCCAGUCUUUCUCGUCGCAUCUUUCACCGAACCCGCCUGGAGUCCUGUCGAGCUUGAUGCCAAGUCCAUUUCAUUGACAGGAGAUGCCGUACCUACUGGUCAGGAAGAAUAUGAAUUUUCAAAGGUCUUUCAGCUAGAAGAGGGCGAGUACGAAUACCGAUUUCGCUUGGGUGCGGAUAACGUUUGGGUUUGCAAUACCGAGCUACCAACAAACACCGAUGCAGAAGGAAAUCUGAAUAACGUACUCUUGGUAAAGAGGACGCCAUCCAAGGAAACAUCGGAAGAAUCGAAAGCGGCGGCCACACCGGACAGGACCAUGGCUGAAACUACUAAAGAAGUAGCCGAAAAUAAGACUAGCGAUCAGAGAAAGGAGGAAGCCGUUGAAAAAUCAGUACAAGUAAAGAAGGUCCUAGAAUCCGAGCCUGUAGUUGACUCUAAACCAGAGGCUGGCAUCAAUGCAGAUGCUGUUGCUGCUGAUGAACAUUCUAUGUCAGUAGUUAACGGUGUUUUGGCAAAAGAAGUAGAGUCCGCAUCGCAUGAAGCUUUGGAAAACUCCGCCAAACUUGUUAGUUCUGAGGAGCAGAAGACAGAGACCAAAGACCAACAGCCCACAAUUAUCGACAAGCCUGCUGAAUCCUCGGUACUUGAAACGAAAGAUAUUUCAGCCUCAACAAAGCUUUCAGCUUUGGAGCCUAUCGGAUCGAAGCCGUCAAAAGAAGAAGCGACGGAGCCAAGCAAAGCGCCUUCUGAAAAUGACUCGGCCAAAGAUGACAACCCUAGUAAGCCCCAAAAGAAUGGCAAGCCCAAAAAAAAGCGUGGUGGUUCAAAAAAGAAAAAGAAAUCAGAGUCUGCUAAGGCGGACGCUUCACAGGCCGAGCUUGACAGUACCGCUACUUCCGACACGACAGCGAAGCUGGAGUCUUCCCCAUCCCCACAUAAAAGUCAGGCUGUAGGAGACUCAGAAGUGACUCGAUCUCCAGAAAUCGCCAUUGUUGAGAAAGACCCUAAAGCCGCAGUUGCUUCUGAAAAUCUUCCUGAAGCUUCAUCAGCUGAUAGCAAUGCCUUGAAGCCAGCAGCAGCUGAGUCGAAACAAGAAUUGAAGCCAAUGGACGCAAGAAUAUCAGAUCCGAUCACGGAUGAUGCAUCUAAGCAGGUACCUAGCACCCAGGAACCCGACGUUCCCGUCGCUGAGAAGACUGAGACUUCCGAUGUAACUCAGGCUACCGCCUUUUCUGACGCUGAUGCGCAUCAGGAAACGAAUAAAGCCGUAGAAUCACUGCUCAAAGCAGAAAGCAGCAGUGAAGGCAGCGAUAAGGUGUCCGAGGAUAAAGCACUUUUUAUUGAGAAGCCUGUGAAUGAGAACAACAAACAGCCCGAGCCAGAAGGGCAUGAGCAAGCCCAGGUGACUCUCUCGGAACUUUCCAUGGAGCCACCCGGGAAAGCCAUUCCAGAAGCUGAACAGCUUCCAGUAGAGCCUCUCAGCAAACCGGAAGCUGUAGCUCUUGCAACCGAAACCGCUCCAGAGCCUAUUUUGAAGCCGGAAACGUUGGAAACCGCAAAGGUUGAAGCACCUCCUAAAGUGAGCGAGCUUAACAAAGAUGGAAUUGACAAGACUUUUGAUGUACCAGUUGAAACUGAUCUUUUGCCUGUAACCUCAAAGCCUGUCGAGCCUGAAAAGAAGGAUGACGCCCCCAUUCCACCUCCCGAGAUCAAGCUCGAGGAUUCCGGAAAAGCUGGAUUCGAAGUUGAACAAGACGCUGCAAGCGAAUUUUCAAAUAACAAGGAUGCUGAAGAUAAAACAGCCGAAACUCCAGUCGUUUUGCCCGUUGUUCCUAUUGUGCAAGCUGCUCCUUCAGAGUCGCCGCUACCUGAAGUUGUUUCAAAGAUAACAGCUGAGCCGGCCUCCACCGGCGAGACAAAACUAGCCUCGAAGGAUCCCGCUCCCGCAGAUGAUGGCCCUUCCGAAACUAUCACUAGUGCCGUAACAGCUCCGCUCUCUAAGGAGACAACGUCCAAGCCUGUUGAGAAACAGGAAGAUGUGGACAAGUCUUUGAAGCCUCUCGAGUUGACAACACAGGAUGAUGAGGCCAAAGAAACGGAGAAUGACGUCAUUACUGGCCUUGUCGCUCCAACGGAACCGGAAAAGGAUAUGACCGACGCUAAGUUGGACGACCCCGCUGCAAGCGCAGACACGAAACCCGCCGAGAACCUGAAGGAAGUGCCUGUGGUUACAUCUUGCUCUGAAGAUACACCAGUAGAGACUGCCGUUUUCCUCCCUGUUACUGCUGAGAAGGAUGAGGUCGCUGCAACCCCUGAAGCCCCGGAAAUUCCAAAGAAAUCUACGGACCAGCCGACACCAAAGGAGGAUGCAGGCAACGACACCCCGGUUGAGUCUUUGGCUGCACCACAGAUCGUCCCUGAGGAACCGCUAAACAAUUCUUUGGAGCUAACUGAAAAGCCCGGAGAGAACGGUGGUAAUGAUGCUAUCGCCAAUGUUUCUUCAGAGCUCGGGGCCGAGUUGUCGAAGGCCCCUGCACCGUCAACUGAAGAGCCAGAGGCCCGCGCCCUUAUCUCCACCGAUACAGACGUCGAGGACGUAAAGGGCAAAGAAAAGGUUGACGAUGAUCCUUCAGAACUUGCUGCCAAGUAUAGCACAGGGGUACCGACCAUCACUGAGAAAUCUGAGCCCGCUCCUGUGCUGCCUUUGUUACCUGAAGUGGAACCUAUCGUAUUGUCCGGGAUUCAGGAUGUUGUGGAAACACCUGGUUUAUCAGCUCUGCCAGAACCAGGAUGUUCAGUCGAACAAGAAGCCGAGUCGGCUGUAGAAAGCCCACCCGUUAUACCAGAAGCCCCUGUUGUUGCCGAGUCGAUCCCCUUGGACGAGCCUAAAGUCAACGCGUUACACCCAGACAUGAAGGACACUUGCCCCGUUGCGGCCGAAAACGAAAGCAAAGACGUUUUGCUUGCCCCUGAUUCUAAGCCCACUGAUGCGAAGCAGCCGGAGGGCGAUGCUUCACCUUCACAGCUCCCGAAGCCCAAAGAAGAUUCCACCGUUACGGCAGCAUCUGCGAUAGCUGCUCCCGGGGAGUCGCCCAAAGAAGUACUCACCGAAACUCUGGAUGGUGGCACAACAGAAACCAAAGCCACAGCCAUCGCAGCGACAACCAUCGCAGCCACAGCUAUCGCGGCCACAGCCAUCGCAGCAUCCGCAGAUAUUGGUGAAUCUAAGGAGACAUCUAUGUCAACACGUUCCGAACCUGAGGCUGAGUUACUUUCCCCAAUAGCUGUGGAAGAAGCGAAGCCAGAAUUGAAGGCCGACAAAGCUGAAUCGCCGUCUGAAGAAACCUCCGAUACCCCAGUCAAGACUGCCAUACAUCCAACGGAAAUAGAGAGAAAAGAUGCACAAGACGCGCCUGAGCGAAGUGAAGAUGGGGACAUCAUACCUGCCAUGCCGCAGGACAUCGUUCCUAUCACCAGUGAAAUACCAGAACCUGAGCCAGAAAUUCCCGAAUCCUCUGAGAUUCCAUUUGCGUCGGACCUCCUAAUCGACACUCCCAAGGAAGAUCUUCCCACCUUGGCGAUACCAAAGGGUCUUCCCUCUGAACCUGAACCACUGCCCUUGACGGCUGAGCCAAGUUCGCAAGCUCCAGAAGUUGAUUUACCAAUUCAAGAUACCCCUGUCCCCAAUGAGGACAUCGUCCCGGUUCCUCCUUCAGCAGACUCUGACGCCCCUUCUAAAGAAGAUACUACCCCUGUGCAAGCCCUUGAACUGACACCCGCUCCGGAAACGGAAACCACACCUCUUCCCGAUAGCACUUCUACUGACAAAACCGCUCCUGAAGACCUCAACACAAAACCUCCUGCCGAGAUUUCUGCAGCUGUGGAAGCUCCUGAACCGGCGGAUAGCACGUCGAAAUCCUCAAACCCUACUGGCCCGUCUGCAAUUGCUGUCGGUGCGGUCGGUGCAGUUGCUACACUUGGUGUGGCUGCUGCAGUUACCGCUACGCUUCCCACAAACGACCAAAGCGAACCUUCCUCGACAGCCAAUGAAACUGUAGAGCAAACUGCUGCAAAAUCCGUACCAGAACCAACUACGGCUGCCGAAGCGAGCACGUCGAAUGAUACGAAAGUAGACGAGCCUCAACGUCCACCAACUGCAAAUAAGUCCGUUACAUCACUAACAACUUACAGAAAGGAGAGUUUUUUCAGAACUCUAUGGCGUGCAGUUUUCAUCAAUUUUUUUGGUGGUUUGUUUGGGUCCUUCCGCCGUGGGAAUAGACCCCAAUAG